UUUAGAUUACCACACGGCUUGUGAAGCAAUGUAGCAGAUUGUAAUAGAUUUUCAUUGACUGGAACGAAAUGUGCACUCUGAUCGAGAGGUCUGUAGCAUUUCGUCUGUUUUUAGCCUUAUUUACAAUGUUCUAAUAUGCGUUUAUUAACUCUCUUAGAGUUGUAUUCUUAAAAUAGGUUCAUAAUCGUUUUUACUAUUUUGCCCAAGAAUACGGAGUCUUAAUAAUUUAAUAAACGUAUAGGUUACCCAAGUAAAAUAACUGCGUAUGCGAAUGACUGUAUACAGUCACGUUUAUGAAAUUACAGUUAUAAUGCCUGCCUAUUUUUUCCAUUAUAUUGCAAUUCAUGACUUUAUUCGUCAAUAGAGUAGAGUGUAGGAUAUGACUAGAGGAUUUUAAAUAACCACCAGUGGGAUUGGGACACUGCCGACUACUGUCAUUAAAGUGCAUUUAAAGACACUUCUUCACAGCUUGUGACUUGCACUGUAGCGUGCACGCGAGGCUGUUAUAUACAAGUUUGUCAAGACAUCAAUGUUUGCUGGCCCUCCCCACAUUGGGCUCUGACCUCACAGGGAGUUGGAGAUGAAAUCAAAUUGUAAAGUUUUGAAGUGAAAUGGCGUAUUUGGAGUUUUGGUACCAGCUUUUUUUCCAUAUCACAUUCCAGUGAAUUUGAAAAGACUGAAAUUAUCUACAGCCUAAGUCUGAAAUCCCAAGAAGCAGGCAACAGCAAGAAUUAAUUCACAGUGGCCAGGAAAACCUCCCCGAUCGAAUCGGAAUCUAGGAAGAAACCUGAACAGGAGCCAGACUCUGAGGGGUGGCCUGUCCUCUUCAGGCUGUGCUGGUUGAGUAUAAUAAGAAUGCAUUACCUUUUUGGGCUACAUUAUAACAUAGUGUUGCUGUCUGUGUGAUAUAUAGUUCACGGGUCAUAGGAUAGAUUUACACAAUUUUCCCACCACUAAUCUUUUAAUCAAGUAUUGCCAAAUAAGCUGUCCUGAAAGAUGAAAAGACCAGUAGGUGAAUAAGAUGAUCAGAUUUGGUCUUCGUGUUGAAACACAGCUAUAGGGCCUAAAUGCACCAUAUCAUUAAACAAUUGUCACUUUCAUAAUGAUUUUAUGAAUAAUAGUAUUAUUAAUGAAGCAACAUCACCAACCAAUGCUAUUACAACUGGUAUUAGUUCCAGUUACCUGUAUAAUUAUAGUAAAAUAAUGUAGGCAAACUGAGGUGUUUACAGUAUUGUAUGAUGUAAGCAGUAGCCAAUCAAAAUAAUGAAAUAAGAAGAAACAUGAGUCCGCUAUUUUGGAGUCAUAGUAAGACACAAUAAUAGUGAGAGCAGAAAUCAUUCUCUUAAACAUCCGAACAUGUACGAAAAAAAUCUAAUAAUCUAAAACUGCUUAUUAAUUGAUCAUGUUUCCCUAAAUGUCGAGGUUAGGUGCCCUCUUUAAAGCUGUGUUGACUUUAAGUUGACUUGCUCUAAGUGGCUCUAAAAUGGCAGCUAGGGAACAAGCUGCUAAAUAAUCCAGAACAAACACAUUGCUCUAAAUGGGACUGUGUGAGAGGAGACAGACCGCGGUUUCUCUCAGAGAGCCCCUGUCAUCCCAGUGGCAGCAGUCAGACAUACACUGGGGCUUCUCAACAUCUGCCUUUAAAAUAGAUAAUGACAAGACAAAGGAGAUCCACUGCCUCGGCUGCUAAUGAGCCCCUGUGUGGUGACAGUGUGAACCUCUCGCUCAAGUCUCACGUGUAACACACACACACGCAUGCAUUGAUGCAUACCCCGCAUACCACACAAUCAUCACCAGACUCUAUUUUGCACACACACACACACACACACACACGUUCAUGUAAUUACACUGUCGGGUCCCUAAUCCGCAGAUUGAAAAUCUACACGUCUCCAGAAGUCACUCUAUAAACUCUCCCAGACAGCAAGCGCACACAGGAUGAUGAUGAUGAUGAUGAUGAGAGAGACAGAGAGACAGAGGAAAUAAUAAAGUACAAGCUUAACUACGGAGACUGUCAUGUGAGGAAAAUAAUAUUUGUCCAACUGGACAGGCCUCCCUUAGUGCAGGCAAAAUGAAUGUUGAGCUUUCUGUCGGGCGUGUCGGCGAGGCCUACGUGCAGGAUUAUUACAAUCAUGGCAGAUGAAGGGGAGAGGAGAGUGAGAAAGCCAAAUUGACACUGACACUCUCCAUUACAUUCCACUUGACUCAUGAUGUUGGUGUUGAUAUGGGCAGAGCCCUGCCUGUGCGCCAUUGGCUGAUAUUUUAAACGCCGUGGCCACUCGAGACUGAGGUGCAAUGUCACGGAUGGAUUAUUCAAAAUCCUGAGUGAAUAGCCCCGCUUCUAGUUAUUUUUUUACUGUAUGUAAACAGGUUGUAGUUUACUUGCUGAGAAUAUGUUUAGGUUAUAUAUUUUGGAUAAGGCCCCACCCACUGUAUGUAAAACAUAGGAGAGGAUGAUGUUGAGGCGGGAUGUAAGGUGCAGUUGACUUAAAGCACUUGAUAACUAUGUGGCCUCAUGAGAAAUAGGAUUACAUUGUCUCAUUUGUUGUACUUGAGUGUGUGUGUGUUUGUGAAUGUUUUUUUUGUGUGUGAAGAUCAGUUUUACCUUAUGGCCUGUGUUACAUAAUAUCUUUACAUGUGAUGCCUUUCAUUCCAAAUGUACAUAAUGUAAAUGUAGGUGUUUAAAGAGAUAUAUCUUAUUUUUUUAAACAAAUUGAUCCAAAUAAUUAGCAAAUAAAGUGACAGCGUUAUUGAUUGCUGGUAUCUUCUUCUUUCUUCCUGUUCACCAUUCGUUCUCCCCUGCUCCUUCUCUCUGUCCAAGCCUGAUGGAGUGGCAGGGGCACCUUCCCCAGGAUCAUGCCUUUGUAGAGCUUCUUGUUCCUGGGAUUCCCAGUGAGCUGGAUGUCCAACAGCUGCUCAGAGACACAGAAGAAAAACUCAAGCUCAAUGCCGACAGUAUCGAACAGAGUCUGAAGGCACUGCAGCAGAAGAUGGGUGAGUCCUGGACGGAGGAGCCCCCACUCAGCCCCACAGAAUGUCUGCAGUGGUUUAGCCCACGGAACCCCAGCGCGGUCAGGGCUGUCGCCACGGGACACCAGGAGCUUCUGGACUUCCUGAAAGCAGUGCUGCACUACCUGAAGACAGAUGAGGAGGAGCGGGAGGACCUGACGCUGCAGCUGCUCGUCAACAUCUCCUCCCAGUGUGGCGUGUCAUUCCCCGGGGGCGCUACCUCGUCCACCCUCAUGAAGCCCGGCCCGUCGGUCCAUGCCGCCCGGGAGGAAGGCCCUUUGGAGAGCCUGGAGCUGUGGGACGAGGUGCGUCUCUUGCUGCGCCGCCGCCUGCUGGACAGGCUGGCCCUCCCGCUCCCCGUCCCUCGGCGCAUCCACUGUCUGCAGCAGCUGCUCUUUCUGUACCCGGCGUGGGAAGUGCUGACGCUCUACCAGGGCCUGAGGAGCCGGGCGGCGCUCUCUCUCCUCCACUCUGCCCUGGGCUCCGGCCCCGGGGCCACGGGCUUCGACAGACUGGCCCUGGGUGUCGGCGCCGCGGCCCCUGCCCUGUGCUCGGCCAUCAGGGAGGAGCUGCACGUCCUCAACGGGGUGGCCGAUCCGCACACCAUCCUGGGUUUCCUCAACGCGGCCUAUCUGGAUACAGUGUCUCGGGAACUGGCCGCCAUGAUGGGGAGAGAGUGUGAGAGCGCCCUGAAGGACAACACCAUGCUCAGUAGCAGCAAGGGGAGAAGGAUCUCCGCCAGGCCUAAGACGGCUGUAGCACCUCUGGAAGUGGCUCCAGAAACAGGCAGGAACUUCAGCCUGACAGCCCACCAGCUGAGGGCCCUGACCCAGCUAGCCUGCACCCUGCUGGGACUGGAGCGCCAGGUGGAAGAGCUGGCCACUCAACUGGCCUUCAUCAACUGUGCUGGGGAGACUCCCUGCAGUGUGAGAGGAAUACUGAAAAAGACCAAAGACAACUUGGAAAUGACAGCUGUGGAUUACACCAAGACCACGGGAGAGAUGCUCUUCCAGAGCCCGGAGCCCUUGGUUCUGGAGUUUGAAUGGAGGACUGCGUUCAGAGAGCUGGUUCCUCAGAUAGCCCACUGUGUGAAAGUGGUGUUGGAAGACGUGUGCUCGAAGGCCCUGCGGCAGGAGGAGGAGCUGUCACUCCUCUCUGGCUCUGCCCACAUCGCCCUGACCAACACGCCUGACACAGAUGACUCCGCCCUGACUUGCCCAGGAAGGGACAUCCCCAAGAUGGUUGCUAAGUUCUGCGGUGACAUCAUCAGGGAGUGCAAUGCCCUCCUCCCCCUUGCCGAGGCAUGUGGGGACGGCGUCCUGCUGGAGGUGCGCUGCAGCUUUGUGGAGGCGUGUGCCCGGGUCGCGUCCGCCAUGUUGGGCCGUGUGGAGGAGAGGGCCGGGCAGGUGCCCUCCGGGGCCCCUCUGAAGAACCUAGCCACUCUCCUGGGCACCAGCGUGUAUGUCCACCAAUGGCUGUGUCACUACCACGACCGACUCAAAGAGACCAGCGCCUCCCUAGCCAGAGUACCCCUGACCCUGCUGCCCAUCCAGAGGUACCUGGAUGUUACGGAGGGCCUGAGAGAGCAGCUGACCAGCUACUGUGGCCAGGUGUGUUCCAGCACCAUCCUGCAGGACGCAGAGAGCCACGACUGGGCCCACACUAAAACCUUCUACGAGGGUGAAAGGUGUUCCUUCUCGGUGCAGAUGUGGCACUACUUCCUGUCUGGACUGCGUGCUGACCUAUGGUUGGCUGUGCCAGGCUGUGUGGGGCGGGACGUGCUGGCCCAGGUGGUCAGUGAGAGUCUGCAGGUUUUGGUUCAGAGGUACUCCAGGGCGCGGCCGUCCUACCGGAGACAUCUGCAGAUCAGGUUUGACAUCACUGCGGUGCUGCUGUGUGUUGAGCAGCUGAUGUGGAGUCUGUGUGAGAGGACCGAGUCCUUGUUGGGUUUGGAGCCCUCGGCGGGACGCCAUGCCUGGGUGGCCACCAUCCACAGCUUAUGUGACCAGCUCUUAACUACCCUGGUCAUCGUGACCGCUCCACUAGCCCACCUUUACAGGACCUUUCAGGACCGGCUUGGAGAGGAUUCGACCCCGGCUCCGGUCCAACCACCUGGCGUACACUGGCUCAGUGCCAUCCACCCGGGCCUGUUCUCCACGCGGGCCGUGCGGGACGGCCUGGUGGGCGACGCCGCCUCCGAGUGUCAACUGAGGCUGCUGACCUCUGACCCCGGAUACAGUCCAAGGCUGCUGUUGACCUCCAUCCUGCACAGAGACUGUCACCUGCUCCGGGUCCUCCUGGAAAGUUCCUAUUUCUGCAGGGUGACAGAUGUUGGAGCUGUGUCUCCUGUGAGGAGUGGGAAAGGAGAUUCCUUCAUGGAAGCGGUGUUUGGUGUGCUCAGCUCUCUGAACAAUGUCCCCAAAGCCCUAACUCUGGCCUUGGAGACGUACCUCCACAAAGGCCGUGUAUGGGGCCAUCUCUACAGCCUGCCAGACUCAACACGGUCCGUCCCUGUGGUGGUCAGCUGUGUCCGGGCAGUGGUCAUCCAGCCUGUUCACGGCCUCCUGGGCCCCCUGGUCAACAUGGUGCUGACCUGGCAGGCUUCUGAGGAGCCCUGUUCCUCCCUCCCCAGACGGGACGUACCAGACAGCGUCCUCUCUAAAGUCCCCAAGGAGUGGAGCUACGCCCCUGCGACUCCCGGGCGGAGGGAGCCCAUUGACAGCGUGGUUAACCUGGCGGUCCAAGCCCUCUCCUUCAUCUACACCAACCUGCCCUUGGCCGUGGCCUCUAUCCCCCUGCCUGUACGCUUCCUGUUCCACACAGCGGAGAAACACCUGUCCCAGCAUGCUCGGCAGCUGCGCUCCACGGGCCUCCUCAUCUGGUCCCUCCUUAGCUGUCUCUGCCAGCUCCUGGAGGAACCAAACUCCCUGGAGCUGUUGUGGAGCCUCCCCCUGGAUCAGGGGGCAAAGGAGAACCUGUCCCUGCUGUCUGAGUGCCUCCAGGGAUCCAUGGGCCAAGGUCAGCAGAAAGGUGUGCCCAAACCCACAGUGCACAAGGUCUUGCAGGUCUUGGAGGAGAACAGGCCCAAAUGGAGCUCCAUGCAGCUGCUGAAGGCUCGUAAGCUCUGCUCUGAGAGUGCGUUUGAGCAGGGGGAGAGUGGCGUCGCACAGGAAAGGGACGGCUCCGUGGAUGAGGCGACUGAGCGGAAAAAGGCACUGGCGCUCCUGGAGAUUUGCCACAAACCAGGUGGCGCCGAGUACCUGAGGCAAAUCUAUCACAUCAUCCGAGUCAAUGAGGCACUGUUGAGAUCCAAGCUGUGUGUCUCUAGUGAUGCCACAGAUGACUCUCAAGUUGUGACCUUUAACCUGGAACCAGACAGUCCAGUUCACGCCUCGCCCCGGUUCAACCCCCUCCACCAGUUUAAACACAUCGGCAGCAAUGGGUUUGACCAGUCAGCAGUCGGAGGCUGGACUUGGGACUGGGCCACUCUGCUGCCAGCUUACCAGAGGAUGAGUCGGCUGACCGUCACAACACUCCUGGCCAACAGGUGGGAGAUGCAGGAUGGUGCGGAUCUGGAAGAUGAAGAGACGACUCUUGUGGAGGAGCUACAGAAAGCCUACUUCAACCAGAGCCCUGGAUCCCGAGCCCCCCCUGGAGUCAGCCAGGCAGCCCCGGAAGAGCAGCAUGCAGUGGCAAACAUCAUCAAUUAAAACCACUGCUUUCCAUUCACUACGCCUUCCUCCAAAAACCCCUUUGUGUUAAAAUGAGAAACAUUGUAAAGUGUUAGCGGGGUUGGAGAGCUAAAAAGGAGAAGUGUGUGUGUGUGCGUCCGUGUGUGCUCUUGUGUGUGUGUGUGUGUGUGUGUGUUUGUGUGUGUGCACAAAUAUGUUUGAUUUCAUAUGGGUGUACCCAGAAACACUUUCUCCUUAUUUAAGCUGCCUCAGUAGGAUUUCCUGUCUUUGGUGCCCUUCCGCAGGGCAAGGUUUUGAAUUGGAGUUGGUUUGGCGGAGAAGAUCUGUUUACAGAGACUAUGUGAUCACUGAGGUUGUUGAAUUGUUGAAGCAGCUUGUGUAAAGACAUUGGUGUCAGCAUAUUUUCUCCCAGCUCCCACAAACUAACUUCAAAAACUCUGAUUUAGAGGGAAGAUAUGUUAUGAUUGCAGAAUGUCACCAGAAUGUGUCCCAGCAUGUAGCAUCAGUCAGACAUUGUGUACUGAGAGUAAAGUUUGUUAUUUGUGAUUUGUGAAACACCCUGCCCCCCAACUCCCCACCAGAGUUUCUGUAUUUUCUGAGACGAGACAGAAAGUAGAAUUAAACAUGAAAACGAACAGGAUCUAUCUAUGCUUUUACCACAUCACAUACUAUAAAUUCCCAGCCAAUACAUUAUCAACCAGGUAUAGCCACUGUAUGUUUCAACUAUAACAGGAAUAAACUAUAACAUGGAUAUGUUGCUGUU
This is a messenger RNA of Esox lucius (northern pike), 7461 nucleotides long. Its product is annotated as KIAA0825 ortholog. The record is from RefSeq and is a predicted model, not a curated record. The transcript is spliced from 21 exons. NCBI's taxonomy places the organism in Eukaryota, Metazoa, Chordata, Actinopteri, Esociformes, Esocidae. Bases 2823 to 6716 code for a protein of 1297 amino acids.